This is a messenger RNA of Chroicocephalus ridibundus (black-headed gull), 1749 nucleotides long. RefSeq lists its product as uncharacterized. Bases 163 to 1020 code for a protein of 285 amino acids. The record is from RefSeq and is a predicted model, not a curated record. The transcript is spliced from 3 exons. NCBI's taxonomy places the organism in Eukaryota, Metazoa, Chordata, Aves, Charadriiformes, Laridae.
GCUGCAGCUCGGCGGUGGCCGCCCUCUCACGCAGGCUCAGCUCCAGCCGCGUCACGCGGCGUGUCCCCGCUGCCACCGCUGCCCCCAGCGUCCCCACCUGAGGAACCCAGGCGUCCGGGAGGAACCCAAGGCACCCGGGAGCCCCCCCCAGGGGGAAAAAGGAUGUCCUCUCCUCCGCUGUCCCCGGCGGUGGCCUCGGCCGCGGCGGCCUCCAGGCAGGCGCUGCAGGCGCUGGCGGGGCUGGCGGAGGCGCUGGGGACGCCGGGGACGGUGGGGACGGCGGCGGCGCUGGCGGAGGCGAAGGCGGCGCUUGAGGAGGCGGAGGCGGCGCUGGCGGGGCUGGAAGCGGCGUUGGUGGCGGCGAUGGCGGCGGCGGCGACGACGACGACGGCGGCGACGCCGACUCCGGGGCUCGACGCCGAAGGUCUUUACCGGGCGCUGGCGGUGGCCGCCGAUGCCAGCGCCAAGGAGCUGGAGCAGGAGCUGCGCCGCAACCGCCGGCGCCGCUGGGGUCUGUGGCUGGUCCGGACCGUCACCCUGGUGCUGAUGCUUCUCUGCGUUCCCCUGCUGUCCCUGGACGUGGUGCGGGAGGCGCUGGGGGUGACACAGGAGAGUCACCUCGUCCCCUCCCUGGCCACCGUCGCCCUGGUCUGCCAGGUGGCCCUGUGGGGCACGGGGACAUCCAAGCGUCACUUGGCCACCGCCGCCAGCCACCAGCGUCACCAAGCCCACCGCUACCGCCGCCUGGCCUGGGACGCCGCCGCUGCCACCGCCGCCACCACUGAGGCCACCAAGGCCAUCGCCGAUGCCAAUGUCACCCUGGGGAUGCUGGAGGAGGUGACCGACCACCUGAGGACCCUGGUGGACGCUGUCACCCAGGACCUGGAGAUGGGUCAGGGCUUCCCUGCCAGCGCCCGGGCCCUGGGGGACACCGUGGUGGCCUUGGGGACAGCCAUGGGGGACAAGGAGGGGACGGAGAGGUUGGCCCGGGCGCUGGAGGCUCUGCCGGGGGACGAGUAGGGACAAGGACGGGGACACCGGGAGGGUCCUGCUCAUCCUGGGGACACCCCGAUGUCCCUUCUCCAUCUUGGGGACACCCCGAUGUCCCAUCUGGUGACAGCCAGAGGUCCGUCCUUGUUCUGGGGACACCAGGAUGUCCCCUGUCCCAGCGGGGGACACCAAGAGGGUCCUCCUCAACCUGGGGACAUCCCGAUGUCCCAUCUGGGGACACCCCGGGGUCCCUCCUUGUUCUGGGGACACCAGGGUGUCCCCUGUCCCACCUGAGGAGGUUGAGGAUGUCCCCUUUGUGGUCCCCCUUGUGGCCCGAGGACACCAGGGACGGGUUGGUGACACCGUCCCCCGUCCCCCCAAUAAACCUCAGGGACGCGCCGAGCCCCCGACCUGUCACUGGGGUUGGGGACAUGGCAGGGACAUGGGGACGCCAGGGCAAGGGGACGUCCCCACCCCAUUCAGAGGACACCAGGAGGAGGGGUGUCCCCAGGCCAUCCCCGUCAAAGGGCUCGGGACUGUCCCCAGUGUCCCCAGGGGUGCCCGGCUGGAUGUCCCCGAGCCAUGGGCGACACGGUGGGGACACACGCGGGGAUGUCGGGGAUAGCACUGGGGGGGACACUGGGGACAUCAUCGUGGCCACCAUGGGGACAUGCUGAGGGCCAGCACUGGGGACGAGCCGUUGCCACACUGGGGACACCACUGGGGCUGCGUUGGGGACAUCUCUGAGGCCACCUGGGC